Messenger RNA from Owenia fusiformis, 1220 nucleotides. NCBI's taxonomy places the organism in Eukaryota, Metazoa, Annelida, Polychaeta, Sabellida, Oweniidae. The record is from the annotation of a GenBank genome assembly.
CUUUCCACCAGUACCAUGGCUGACAAGAAAGAGAGAGAAUCAGGUCGAAUAAAGGAUGCCAAUCUGCGCCGUGUAUUGGAUGUGGCAUCCAGAAAACGACGGCAACGAAAGCAACUGGAUGCUUUAGAAAAUGAUAAUUUCCAAGAUGACCCGCAUGCUGACCUGAAGAUGAGCAAGAAAGCACCAAAGUUUGAGGAAUCAAUGGGAACUGAAACCACAACCUCAAAGAAACAAAAAAGAAAAUCCAAAAGUGAACAUUUUAAGCAACGGUUCAGGAAGACAUUUGCAGGAUUACUAGAAGAAGAGCAAAUGGCACAAAAGGAGCCACAGAAUUAUAUGACAUCAUGUGUCCCUCCUUCCAAGUUCCCUGAACGUCAUUUCUGCGCAGUGUGCGGGUUCCCUUCCAACUAUACCUGUGUACAGUGCGGCUCAAGGUAUUGUUGUAUACGCUGUCUGGGUACUCAUCAAGAUACAAGGUGUAUGAAAUGGACUGCAUAAUGCAUUACUACCAGAGUUUAUUGUAAAACUGAUGGAGUUGAAAGAAUGAUCUCAUUCUUACUAUAGCAGAUGAAACUCAACUCUCGCAGUCAUUAGGAAGUCACGAUUAUGAAUAUGGACACUGGCAUCGACAUGAUUAUCCAGUGCCCUCAUUACAUCAAUAAAGUGACUCUACAACUACUGCACCCUGGCACUAAUGUAGACAUAAUUGCAAGGCUCUGCAGAACACUCACUGGUUGAAUCCCAAAAACAGCAAAAUGAUCAGUCAUAGCCAGAGAGAAGUACGAGUGUACUGAUUAAGAUCGAAAAUGGUUAGAGUAAUACUGGUUUAUAUACUAAAUACUAUUGGAAUAACUCUUAAUACAAAUUCUCUGGCGGUUUAUUUCUAAAAGAGAUGGAAUGUUCUUGAAUGUCUUUGGAGUCAGGAUGAUGUUCAUAUGUGUAGCCAAGAUCCAAAAUAGAUAAGGUUUUAAAUAUUUAGGAAUAAACCUAAGCCAUAUAUAUUUCUAGUUGAGAAUAUUUACACAGUUUUAAUGGAAAAUCAUAUUUCUUAAAACUGGUAAGGCAGUAACAGUGCUUGGCUUGUGCUAAGCUCUGCCAAGAGCCAUUGAUUGAUUGUUGAUUGUAUUGUUGUGAACGUUGUCUGUAGCAAUAGAAGUUUAAUACAGGGCAUUUUUAGUUUUCAUCGAUUUUAAACCACUUUAUACUUGAUGUAAUGCUUU